AUGGCCAAAGCCAAAGCACAACAACCACAGAAGAACAAAUACUCUGUAAUAUUGCCCACUUACAAUGAGCGCCAGAACCUGCCAGUACUGGUGCAAAUGCUCUACGACUCAUUCACAGCAGAAGAUCUAGACUGGGAGAUCAUAGUAGUAGACGACGCAAGUCCUGACGGCACCCUCGAACGCGCAAAAGAAAUACAGAAAUCCUUCGGCGCGAACCGUAUAAUCCUCAAGCCACGGGCGGGCAAGCUUGGUUUGGGAACGGCAUAUGUUCACGGUCUACAAUUUGUGACAGGAAACUUUGUGAUAAUCAUGGACGCUGAUUUCUCGCAUCAUCCCAAGUUUAUUAAAGAUUUCAUAAAAUUACAGUCCGCGACGGGAUGCGAUAUCGUCACAGGCACAAGAUACAGAAGUUACAAGCCCAAAGGUCUGGAUCAGAAAAUGAUUGGUGGUGUAUACGGCUGGGACGCGAAGAGAAAGUUGACGAGUCAGGGCGCAAACAUUCUUGCAGAUUUCCUGUUGGCGCCAGGGGUCAGUGAUCUGACGGGCAGCUUCAGACUGUACAAGAAGGAGGCUGUGAUCAAGGUCAUUGAAGCGACAGAGAGCAAGGGUUUCACGUUCCAGAUGGAGCUGAUGGCCCGUGCAAAGGCCAUGGGACUUCAUGUCGAGGAGUGUCCGAUCACAUUUGUAGAUCGAGUCUACGGCGAGAGCAAGCUUGGUGGUGAAGAGAUUGUGGAAUAUUUGAAGGGAUUGAUUGGAUUGUGGUCCAAGGUAUAA
Lithohypha guttulata is the source of this 774-nucleotide messenger RNA. RefSeq names its product dolichol-P-mannose synthesis (gene DPM1). Gene Ontology annotation, biological process: dolichol-linked oligosaccharide biosynthetic process; GPI anchor biosynthetic process; protein O-linked glycosylation via mannose. Gene Ontology annotation, cellular component: endoplasmic reticulum membrane. The coding region runs from base 1 to 774 and encodes 257 amino acids. The transcript is spliced from 2 exons. Lineage: Eukaryota; Fungi; Ascomycota; Eurotiomycetes; Chaetothyriales; Trichomeriaceae. The record is from RefSeq and is a predicted model, not a curated record. Gene Ontology annotation, molecular function: dolichyl-phosphate beta-D-mannosyltransferase activity.